This is a messenger RNA of Pistacia vera, 1404 nucleotides long. RefSeq names its product GDP-mannose 3,5-epimerase 2-like. Gene Ontology annotation, molecular function: NAD binding; GDP-mannose 3,5-epimerase activity. The coding region runs from base 43 to 1173 and encodes 376 amino acids. NCBI's taxonomy places the organism in Eukaryota, Viridiplantae, Streptophyta, Magnoliopsida, Sapindales, Anacardiaceae. The transcript has 7 exons. The record is from RefSeq and is a predicted model, not a curated record.
CGACCAUCGUCAUCUUCUUUGACACUUGCCACGCUUUCAAGAAUGGGAAGUACAGGUAGAACAUCGUAUGGAGAAUACACCUAUGAGAACCUUGAGAGGGAACCCUACUGGCCUGCGGAGAAGCUGAGGAUUUCUAUUACUGGGGCUGGAGGAUUUAUUGCCUCUCACAUUGCCAGGCGAUUGAAGAGCGAGGGACAUUAUAUUAUUGCUUCUGACUGGAAGAAGAAUGAGCAUAUGACAGAAGAUAUGCUCUGUCAUGAGUUCCAUCUCGUUGACCUGAGGGUAAUGGAUAACUGUCUCAAGGUGACAACUGGAGUUGAUCAUGUGUUCAACCUUGCUGCAGAUAUGGGAGGCAUGGGCUUCAUUCAGUCCAAUCACUCCGUCAUUAUGUAUAACAACACCAUGAUCAGUUUCAACAUGCUUGAGGCUGCAAGGAUCAACGGAGUUAAGAGGUUUUUUUAUGCCUCAAGUGCUUGCAUUUACCCUGAAUUUAAACAGCUAGAUACUAAUGUGAGCUUGAGGGAGUCUGAUACUUGGCCUGCAGAGCCGCAAGAUGCUUAUGGCUUGGAAAAGCUAGCAACAGAAGAGUUAUGCAAGCAUUACACCAAGGACUUUGAGAUUGAGUGUAGGAUUGGAAGAUUCCAUAAAAUAUAUGGACCUUUUGGAACAUGGAAAGGUGGGAGGGAGAAGGCUCCUGCUGCUUUUUGUAGGAAGGCCAUAACUUCUACUGAUAAGUUUGAGAUGUGGGGGGAUGAGAAGCAAACUCGUUCUUUCACAUUUAUUGAUGAAUGUGUAGAGGGUGUUCUUAGAUUGACAAAGUCGGACUUCCAUGAGCCAGUGAAUAUUGGAAGUGAUGAGAUGGUUAGCAUGAAUGAGAUGGCUGAGAUUGUCCUCAGCUUUGAGAACAAGAAGCUCCCCAUUCAUCACAUUCCUAGUCCAGAAGGUGUUCGUGGUCGAAACUCAGAUAACACCUUAAUAAAGGAGAAGCUUGGUUGGGCCCCUAGUAUGAAACUGAAGGAUGGGCUGAGGUUCACAUACUUCUGGAUCGAGGAACAGAUUGAAAAAGAGAAAGCUCAAGGCAUUGAUUUGUCAAUUUAUGGGUCAUCAAAAGUUGUGGGAACUCAAGCACCUGUCCAGCUGGGUUCUCUUCGUGCUGCUGAUGGCAAAGAAUGAAGCUCAGAUUUAAUUUAUUACAUUCGGAAGCCAAGUUUAUGAUCAGUGCAUAUUUAUGUAGUGGCAUCUGGAUAUGGUAUCAGAUAAUUCAAUUAUUGCAACUGGUAGAAGAAUUUGUAAAAUUUUCAGUAUAUUUUUUUUUUUUCUAGCUUCUAUAAGAGAGGCCCAAAUUGUGAUGAUAUGUUAUCUCUGUAAAAGGGUAAAACUAUUUGUACAAACUCUCGUAAAAAA